ACGGCUGUUACAACUUCCUCACAUGAUUUUCUUGCGCGAGGGAAUGUGGCAGCGUUUUUUGCCCGGCAGAGAAGGACUCACAAUGACUACGCGAGUUCAAAUGUUAUCGAAAGAGCAACCUUAUCUCGGGAGACCCGAAGCAAUUAAAGUUUCAGGAGUUCCUGAGAAUCAAAGAACGUUGUGUUGAUCUUGCAAAACAGGUUGGAUUUGAAGAAGUGGAGAGUAAGGAUGGUGAAGAGCUGCUUGAGUCCCACUGUGAAGACCUGUCUACAGCAGGUCUACAACAACUUGGUCUCGAGGGAGAAGUGGAAGCAGAAGAUGAAAUCCAGGAUGCAGCUCCAUGAGAGCUUUCCACUUCUUUUUUGUCUUCUAUUCUGAGGGAAAUUGAGAACCAGUUGUAGCUCUUAGAGGACAAUGAUUACAGUGCAGAACACGGCAGGGUAGCAAUCCGUGAAAUAAGAUCUUAUUUGGCACCCUUUGAACAAGUCCUUCAUGAAAGAAGAAAAAGGACAAAGCAACAAAAACUAUCUCUGAGCAAAAAACUGGAUGCCAAGAAACAGUCAGAAGACAAUGAACCAUUCUGGAUUAACUAUUUUUUGCCCUAACCUUGCAACCACAACUGCACUAGAAGGUGAUGUUGAAGAUGACGACCCUCAGACCCUGCAUUAACAACAGCGCAAUCUCAAAACAUCCUUCCCCCAUCAACUCAUCUUGACAUUUUUUCAUGCAAAACACCAUGUCAAUGGAAAUAGGACAGUUGACCCAUUCCCCGAAGGACUACAGAUGGUCGUGUUUGGUAUGGGUUGUUUCUGGGGUGCUGAGAGAAAAUUCUGGGUUCGAAAAGGUGUUUAUUCCACUCAGGUUGGAUAUGCUGGUGGAUUUACCCCAAACCCAAACUAUAAGGACGUCUGUUCAGGGAUGACUGGCCACGCAGAAGUAGUGAGAGUUGUGUACCAUCCAGACAAAAUCUGCUUUGAAAAACUGCUCAAGGUCUUCUGGGAGAGCCAUGACCCAACACAAGGUAUGCGGCAAGGAAAUGAUGUUGGCACACAGUACCGGUCGGUCAUUUACCCAUACACACAGGAGCAGAUGGCUGCAGCUCUGAAAUCCAAAGAGGCCUAUCAGAAGGAAUUGAAUAGAAGUGGGCAUGGUCAAAUCACAACUGAGAUCCGCGAGGCUCAAGUGUUCUACUUUGCCGAAGAUUACCACCAGCAGUACUUGGAUAAGAACCCAGGUGGUUAUUGUGGAUUGAGUGGCACUGGGGUAUCUUACUCAACUGGUAUUCAGAAGUAGAACAGCACACUGAUAUAGUGGCUAACAGAGCCCCAAUUUCCUGUUAUUGACCUGUUUCACAGAUGAUAGGGUAGAAUUUUUCUUUAAUCUGGGACAAAAUACUGGCAGGAGUGGAUUCACCGCCUGUUGUCCGCUUCUUUGAAACCUAUCCUAAUAUUUUAUAUCUGCAUUCAAAUUCAUGUUAAGAAAUCCCAAUAAACACAAAGUUGAAUCAAAACACAUAAUAAUUUUCCAGUGUUUGCUCUUACUACAUGCCUUAGGUGAGAACUUUAGAAGUUUUAAUUAGUGAGGGUCAGCCUCAAAAUAUUUUUUCAUCUAUAUAUGUGUGUGUAUAUAUAUUUUAUACAUAUAUAUAUAGAUUAUUAUAUUUUAUUCCCAUUAUCACUGACCUUUGUGCAAAUGUGUUAUUCCGCAAAAAUGAAUGAGAAUAUGAUGUGUUUUCAGCAUUAGUGGAAAUAAUUUCUUCUGUGUAUCAUUUUUAGCAAGGCCAUGACAGUGAAAGUAAAAAGUCGAUGUUUCCAAAUUUGUAACAAAGAACUGAUAGAAAAAGAGCCAGGGCAAGAAUCUCACUUUUUACAUCAUAGUUGUGAUUAAGUACCAGAAAUUAAAAUGACUUGUAGCACAUCACAGGAAAUUAAGUAUGAAUUGUUUACUCCAAGUGGAAUCAUUUGAACAUUAAUAGAAUUUGAAAAAUCCUGGGUAGUAAAAAUAAUUUGAAGGCCUGUUAGCCUGGAAAAUGAUAAAGUUUUUACCUAUUUUUCAUGAGAAAGAUAAAAUACCAGGACACAGGCUACUAAAAUUCCACAAAUUAAGAAAGUUUUGCUGCCAAUACCUGCUUACUAGCGCUAUCCACAAAACAAGAAGUAGUUAAAUAAAGCAACAUCAGUCACAAUAGCAGUAAAAUCACUGCAUGUUUUGAAUGCUACUAAAUUGCGUAGGUGCUGUCGACUGGGGAUUUUUCACAUUUCCAUUUCAGCACCAGGUGAUAACAUUUUGUAUCAUUUACCUAAAAUUGAUACAUGGAGCUAAAGUAUUCUCUUCCAUCGUUAAGGGAUUGUUAGUUUUGAAAUUUAUAUCAGUUCCUUCAGCUUUCUUCUCUACACCUGCAAUAAUUUCUGAUCUUUGUAUUUUAAAAACUCCAAUAAACAUUUAACAUUUCUACUAAAAG
Messenger RNA from Stegostoma tigrinum, 2461 nucleotides. It is a transcript of the gene msraa, whose product is annotated as methionine sulfoxide reductase Aa. The transcript has 7 exons. The record is from RefSeq and is a predicted model, not a curated record. Gene Ontology annotation, biological process: cellular response to oxidative stress. Gene Ontology annotation, molecular function: peptide-methionine (S)-S-oxide reductase activity. Bases 784 to 1293 code for a protein of 169 amino acids. NCBI's taxonomy places the organism in Eukaryota, Metazoa, Chordata, Chondrichthyes, Orectolobiformes, Stegostomatidae. Gene Ontology annotation, cellular component: cytoplasm.